AUGCAAUUAUUCAAGGGUCGCAGCCGCUACUUGGGCCUGCGUGGCACCAAAUUGAACUUCGCUAUUGGUAUUAUCGCUGGUCUGGAUUUCUUGUUAUUCGGCUAUGAUCAGGGUGUCAUGGGAGGUCUUUUGACGCUACCUUCGUUCACGUCGGUCUUUCCAGAGAUUGACACGACCAGAGCCGGCAUGACCAAGGGCGAGGCAAACCAUGUCUCGACUAUCCAAGGUAUCUCGGUCGCAUCGUACAACGUUGGAUGCUUCUUCGGUGCGAUAGCGUGUAUCUGGGUGGGUGAGUACUUGGGACGACGCAAGACUAUUUUCCUCGGUUCGGCCAUCAUGGUCGUCGGUGCGACUCUCCAGUGCACGGCUUUUAGUCUGGCGCACUUCAUCGUUGGUCGAAUCAUAACGGGCAUGGGCAAUGGUCUCAACACGUCAACCGUACCCACGUGGCAAUCGGAAUGCUCAAAGUCGCACCGUCGGGGACAGCUUGUCAUGAUCGAAGGUGCUUUGAUCACUGGUGGCAUCUGCCUCUCGUACUGGAUUGAUUUCGCCUUCUCCUUCCUCGACAGCCAGGCUUCGUGGCGUUUCCCCAUCGCCUUCCAAAUCGUAUUUGCCUUGAUCAUCCUUGCCUUCAUCCUGGAGCUUCCAGAAUCGCCAAGAUGGUUGAUUCUCAAGGGCCACGAACAGGAGGCCGUGGAAGUGCUUGCCGCUCUCUCCGAGAAGUCGGUUGAAGACAGAUAUAUCGCCGCUGAAUUCACCGCCAUCAAAGAUACCGUGCUUGAACAGCAAAAGGCAACUUUCCGCGACUUAUUCACCAUGGACGAGGACCGUCACUUCCAUCGUGUUGUAUUGGCAUAUGUCAAUCAAAUGUUCCAACAGAUCUCUGGUAUCAAUUUGAUCACGUACUAUGCAGCCACCAUCUACGAGAAUGAAAUUGGUCUGACGCCGUUUAUCUCGCGGAUUCUUGCUGCAUGCAACGGCACGGAGUAUUUCUUGGCUUCAUGGAUCUCCGUCUUCAUCAUCGAAAAAGUCGGCCGCCGAAAGCUCAUGUUGGUCGGGGCCGCGGGCAUGUCUAUUUCCAUGGUCAUCCUUGCCGUCAUGACGAAAAUUGGCGGAAGUGCUUGUGGUAUUGUGGCUGCGACCUUUUUGUUCGUCUUCAAUACCUUCUUUGCGAUUGGGUGGCUUGGUAUGACAUGGCUAUAUCCAGCUGAGAUUGUGCCUUUGCGCAUCCGAGCACCUUCCAACGCCUUGAGUACCAGCGCCAACUGGGCGUUCAACUUCAUGGUUGUGAUGAUUACCCCAGUGUCCUUUUCCAGCAUCGGAUACCAGACGUAUAUCAUCUUUGCUGUCAUUAACGCUUUCAUUGUCCCUGUUGUCUAUUUCUUCUACCCUGAAACCGCUUAUCGAUCUCUUGAAGAGAUGGACACAAUCUUCCACAAGACCAAGAACAUAUUCACUGUAGUAUGGACAGCGAAGCACGAACCACAUCGUUAUGGCAAGAACGGUGAAGUCUUGAUUGAUUAUGAGGAAACCGAGGAGCACCACCGGAGAGCCAGCACGGCUGAACGCAGUGCAAGUGUCGUCAGUCAGGACCAGCUUGACCCCGAGAAGGCAUCUCAGCGUCAGAGAGAAACAUACAGAGGCAACCCUGGUGGUCCCGGUCCAUUUGGCGCCUGA
Exophiala spinifera is the source of this 1677-nucleotide messenger RNA. RefSeq lists its product as uncharacterized. Lineage: Eukaryota; Fungi; Ascomycota; Eurotiomycetes; Chaetothyriales; Herpotrichiellaceae. The transcript is spliced from 4 exons. The coding region runs from base 1 to 1677 and encodes 558 amino acids. The record is from RefSeq and is a predicted model, not a curated record. Gene Ontology annotation, cellular component: membrane. Gene Ontology annotation, molecular function: carbohydrate:proton symporter activity. Gene Ontology annotation, biological process: transmembrane transport; carbohydrate transport.